AUUUUGUCAAUAGUCCGAUAAUUUUUUUUUUGUGAAUAAGGAGUGUCACGGACUAGCUGCCCCAAAACGACAUAAAUUGUUCAUAUUUCCAGCUAAAUAGAACAUCGUGUCUGUUUGAUAAGGUCUACUGUAUUAACCAUUAUGAGCUGGAACUUUUUCAGUAGAUUUACUGGGGCUUCUCCAAAGAAGACUGUGCUAACUAGAGAGGAGGAAAAGGAUUUUGAAACUGAAGUGAAUAAAAUUGAAGUGUUGGAUGAAGCCACCAAACGCUUGUACAAGGAUAUGCGAAAGUGUAUUGAAGCGAUGACCUCGCUGUCUAAGCACCAGUGUCGAGUGGCUCACAACCUAGCUGCUAGUCCCAUCCUCAACACAGAAUCCGACCUCAACUCCUUGGAGGGCAUCAGUGCUUCCAUCAGCAAGAUAGAUGAACUCACACAUGAACUGAACCUCAGUGCUACUAGAACCAUGGUCGAGCCCAUGAAGAAGUUUAGUGGGAUCUUUCCGGGGAUCUACGUAGCCCUGAAGAAGCGGGAACAGAUCCUCCAGGAGUACAGUCGGUGCCAGAGCAAGUUGGAGAAGUACCAGGACAAGGAGAGGACCGGUCCUAACCUUGCCAAAUUAGAACAGAGUAAAAAGACCCUGGAAGCAGCUAAAGAGGAAUAUGAGAAGGUCCAUCAGGAACUCAUGGAUGGGAUGCCAAAUUUCUUUGAAGCCAGGAUAAAUUACUUUCAGCCAUGUUUUGAGGCUCUUAUCAAAGCCCAGGUCCAGUACUACACGGAAUGCUUCAAGAUAUACGUCGAGAUCGCAGCGUCGUUGGAGCACGACGAGACAGUACAGAGCGAUGAUGACUUUGAAGAGGAGCUUCAUGCCAAGCUAAAUGAUAUAAGAGCUCUAUCCAUCGUUGUCGAUGACUAACCCUUCUCUUGCCUGCCCAAUCCUGUGUCCAUCCCGUGCUGCUAGCUACUUAGUAUACCCACAGAAGUUGGUUUGCGUUAUAAAGGUAUUAAUUGUCUUGGAUUUUCCAAAGUUUUAUGUAUUCUAAUUUUUUAUCUAGACUAUGUCACCCAUGCAUUUUGGUUUAAUUUGAUUUAUUCAAACAAACAAAAAAUUACUGUACCUGUCUAGGGUCACCAGCCAAGGCUAAGAAAACUCAUUUAAAGGAAAUCAAGACCCAAGAUGAGAAGCAAUAUUUUUAGAAAGAGUAAAAUAAGAGGAACAACUUAAAACAAGUUUCAUCAAAAUCGGUUGUGAAAUAAGCAAGUUAUGGACGUUUAAUAGUCUUAUUAUACAUUCUAUGGGGAUCCUCAAAUUGGCUGGUAUGCUUCUAAAUGGCUGACUUUGUGGACAACUCUCCAUUUAUUUUGUACACAAUUUUUCAGAUUUUCCCUAUUUUUAAAAUUGCAUUUUCAAUUAUUGCCUCAUUCUGAGCAUAACAUAUGUCAUGAGAAAAUAUAAUUCACACCACAUAUGUCAAGGUCAGGAGGAGAUGAUUUGAAAUAUGUAAAAUAAAGGGGAAAAUCUGAAAAUUUGUGUACAAAACAAAUGGAGGGUUGUCCACAAAAUCAGCCAUUUCGAAGCAUAUUUGCCAAUUUGAGGAUCCCCAUAGAAAGUACAACAAGACUUUUCAAAUGUCCAUAACUUGCCUAUUUCAUAACCAAUUUUGAUGAAACUUGUUUUGAAUUGUUCCUCUUGUUUUACUCUUUCCAAUAAGAUUGCUUCUCUUCUUGGGUUUUGGGUUCCUUUAAAUAGGCGUCCCAAAAAUAAAAUGAAAUGCAUAUUGAUGGCAUGUAAACAAGAACUAAAUCCAUUUUCUGAACACUUGGAUGUCCAAAGAUGUCCAAACUCUUUUUACGCUGUUUAUUUCAUGUUUGCAUUCUAUUUUCAUGCAUCAAUGGUGAAGAACAUUGUUGUAGCUGUCAUUGCUUCUUUGUCUUAAAGGAGAAUGAAACCCUUGAAACCAGCUGAAUCCAUAUCAAAGAGAAAAAUCAAAGAAACAUAUUGUUGAAAUUUUGAGGAAGAUUGAAUGAAUAAUAAGAAAGUUAUGAGCAUUUGAAUAUUGAGAUCACUAAUGCCAUGUAGUUCCUCCCAUUGGCAAUGCGACCAAGAUCUGUGAUGUCACACACGUACAACUCCCUCAUUACUUUAGUACUUAUUUCACUUAUAUUCUCUCUUUUAUAGAGUUUAUCACAAGGUGAGGUGUUCUCUUUAUGAGAGGACAAGUACAGAGGUUUCACAACAUUAUAUCAUUGAUGAAUCGUUUGUCAUAUGAUUAGAAUGAGCAAAAAGAGAUGUUUUGGGGUACAUUUUCAGUGUCCAAAAGGAGAGUUGUUCAUCUGUGACAUCAUAGAUCUUGGUCGCAUUGCCAAUGGGAGGAUCUCCAUAGCAUUAGUGAUCUCGACAUUCAAAUGCUCAUAACUCUUCUAUUGCUAGUCCUAUUUUACUCAAACUUUUGUUGAUCUUAUUCUUUGAUUUUUCUGCUUUCACAAAAGCUAACUUGCUCCAAGAGUUUCAUUCUCCUUUAAUAUUUAAAAAAUGUUUCUACUUAAAUCAAGGUGAAAUUUUUAACCUGUGUAUAGACAUUCAAUUCAAUUCAGAUUCCCUAAAACUUAUUGUUAGAUUUGAAGUCAUAUUACCCCAUCGAUGAUGAAUUUCUAUUGUGAAAAGUUCAAUUUUCACUAUCAUAAUAACCUGCUCAAUUCACUGUUAGUAAUUUGAAAUAUGUCUUGUGAACUUGUCCCUAAACAUUAUUCAAUAAUUGAUUUAAUAACAAUUGGUUCAUUGCCAUUCAAUGCUGUAGACACACGCACAUGCAAAGUAUAUACUUACAGGACAAGGGGUUUGAAUGAAAAGAGGAAAAUCAAACUAGCUUAUCGCUGGAAAUUUCAUCAAAAUAGGAUCUAAAAUGAGAAAGAUAUGAUAAAUGAUGGGGGGGUGAGGAAUCCAUAAAUUGCUUAAAAGUUAACCCAGAUUUCACUUAAUACUGAUCACUUCGAUGUCAUGCAACAAGUUUAGACCAAGAAAGGUUUAGAGUUUAUAUUUAAGGUAUAAAGAAAAACAAUAUCACUAUUAUUGUAAGAGUUAAUAUGUGCUCUCCAUAUGGAAUCAGGUAUUUUCAUCACAAACCAAUGAGAGUUGAUGACUGUAGAAGUAUGAUACUAUGAAUCACCAUUCAAUCUACUUACAUAUGUAUUGUAAAAAUAAUGAAGAUUUUUUUUUCUUCAUUUUUAGCGCAUAAAACACAGCAAGUUGGUUGUCCCACACACGUUUUCUGGGGGGUUUUUACCAUAGCUUUUAAAAAAUUUGGUCAGGUAGCUUUUGGUUCCCUCGAGUCAUGUAAUCCUUAGAAAUUUUUAGAAUGCAACAUAUACUUCAAAAGCAAACAGUUAUGAAAUUAAUUGAAUAUCAUUUAAGUAAGAUACCUUUGAAUCUUUAUGAAUUUAUUUGUGUACUUGAUAAUCUUACAGUGAUUAAGUUGGUGCUAUGAGCAAUGUACUUGAAUAUUUAUUUCCUUUUCCUUGGAUUUUAGCAUUUCCAGAAUUUUCCAUAAAGUGUAUAAAUGAAGAAGCAUUAUGUAUACUACUAGUCGCCAAAGUAAACUAUUGAAUCCCAUAAAGUUACAAGCACCGUCUGCUCCCGUCUAGUGCACCUGACAAAGGAAUAGGAGCAAAAUAUUUGAGGAUUGUUGAUAAAUAUAAAUCAACAAUCCCUCUUGGCUUGAGGUCUUUUACUGGCCUUACUUACACUAACUUCCCUUUGUGUCUGCCUACUCCUUUUCUUUCAUCCCCUUCACUAACCUGAUUGGUCUUCUCUACUCACUAAUGCCCCUUUUGUCUCCUUGUUUCUAGUGUUGCUGUAGCUUGUUUGUGGUCUAUAUUAUGGUUGUUCCACUUUAUAUGUUUGUCAUUUUGCCUCCGACGAAGAUUCUGCUAGGAUCGAAAGCUUAGGCCCCUUUUUGACUUUCUAAUUUACUCCAUUGGCUCUCUUUUAUUAGAUAUGCAGUUUUCAGCAGCUUCUUUUUGCCAUAAAUAUAAAUAAACAGGAAAUUGGCCAUGAGAUGUACAAACUGCGGGUAAAUUAUCGCGCACGCAUGUGUUUAUUGCCCGCAUGAAAUCAAAUUAUGCAAAGAAAUUGAGUGUCUCGCAAGCGAAAGUGCACAUCGUGAAUGCAUGCUUGCAAGCGAGCAUAUCGGGACCAUAAGCUGGGACGAGACUGUCACUUCUACCCCAAUAGAGCUGUGUGAUAGGUAGACCCAAUCCAAUUGAUUUGUAAUGGUGGACCAUGUGGGGAACUAAUUAGGACGGGGAGAAAAUAACGGACUGGAAUGCAACUGGCCUAAGCAUUUGUGAUGUGAUGAUUGACGUGAUAAUCGGCAAGCCUCACCUCAACAAUUUGGCCUUGUGUUACUGAAGGGACCGGGUAGAGUGAACUUGACAAACAAAAAAGCUUAGUUUAGAGGUACAGAACAAGUUAAGCGAUCUGAUACCGGUAUACAGUUUAGGACAGGCUACUUGUCUGCAUGCUGUACAAGUACAUGUAACUGCUUCCUCUUUCAUAUUAAAGAGGAAUAUGCCAAAUAUUUUAAUUCCAAUUUAGUACAUUAAGAAAUUAGUUUACAUGUAUGAUUGUAAUUUGAUCAAAUAUAUGCAAUAAGCAUUUUGUUUACAUGUAAAUCCUGUUUUAUAUACACCUGUUUUUAUUGUGUUCAGAAGAGAUGAAAUUUCAAUAUUUAUGAUAUGUUUAUAUGAAUCGUUGCCAUUUGUAAAGAUGCUUAUUUAUUUAUUUCAGGUAUUUUACAUUUGCUUUUUAAUUUGUCUUGUGCAAGCUAUCAAUAGAGUAUGACAUAUGUUUACUGUUUGAUGUGUGUGUAUUUGAAGAUAAAUAGAUAGCUACAUGUAUGAAUUCAACAGUGUGUCCAUGCUGAACGUUCAGGGCCCAGUUUCAUAAACUUUAGCGAUCAAUCAUGGGGUUGAUUUCUACGAUUGAUCGUACACAAUUAUCAAUGCAAUCAAUCAUAGAUAUCUGCCCUAAGAUUAAUUUCUAAGCUCUAUCUUACAGGGCCCAGAAGUAAUGUUUCCUUCCUUGUGAUUAUUUUUUUUU
Molecule: messenger RNA, 5097 nt
Organism: Lytechinus pictus (painted urchin)
Lineage: Eukaryota; Metazoa; Echinodermata; Echinoidea; Temnopleuroida; Toxopneustidae
Product: bridging integrator 3-like
Exons: 7
Coding region: 142-915 (257 amino acids)
Biological process (GO): endocytosis; plasma membrane tubulation; actin cortical patch localization
Cellular component (GO): actin cortical patch; cytoplasm
Molecular function (GO): lipid binding; protein binding
Source: RefSeq, a predicted model, not a curated record